CAUACUGAACUAGAAUUCUCUGUUGGGUGAUUUGGCGAUUGAUGCGGUUGGUGUUUUUGGUGCGGUUGGCGAGUUUCUACAGUUAUUGAAUUCCUUUGAUUAUUGAUUUUCGGUUUUUGACUCUCUUUCGGACUUUGACUAUCGGCUUUGGAUUUGCGACACAUUUUGAUUCUCGGUUUUUGACUCCCUUCUGUUUUUGACGCUCGAUUUUUGACUUCUUUGGAUUCCCGUUUUUGACCCUUUUCUGGUUUUGACUCUCGGCUUCGGACUCUCCUCGGAUUGGUUAACAGCUCGGCGACUGAAAAAAACGCCGAUCCUUUCAUUGAAAUGGGAGUGUUCGGAGUUUUAUCAGUGUGUCUGGAAACACAGAGAGCUGUGUUUGGUGUGCCCCUGAUCGGCCUGAGGAGGAGUGGACAGAUGAGGCAGGGUCUUCCUCUAGCGCUCAUGCACAUAGUGGAGUUUGUGGAGAAGCAUGGUCUCAGAGAGAGUGGACUGUUCAGGGUUGGCGGGAAAGUGAAACGCUGCCAGGAAUUGAGGAAAAGUUUUGAUCAAGGAGGCGUUCCGGAGUUUGACAGUGAGGAUAUUCCUACUCUCGCCUCAUUACUGAAACUUUUCCUCAGGGAAUUACCUGGUGGACUUAUUCCAGAGCCACACAGGACACAACUGCUGAAUGUGUUCAGGGAUUCAAAAGAGGAAGAAAUGAAUCAGGCUUUGAGGACAAUCCUGAACAGUCUUCCUGAGGAACAUUUUAACGUCCUCUGCUACCUGUCAUUCUUCCUGUCCCGUGUGGCUGCCGGGAGUCAUCUAAAUCUUAUGACAUCCAAGAACUUGUCAAUAGUUUUUGGACCCACCAUCUUUCACGUACCUCUCAGCCCCACCAUGGUUGAGGAACAGGGGCUGUGUAAUGCUUUGACAGAGCACCUGCUGAACAACCUGAAACAUUUGCUGCCAAACAUGUACCCUCAUGUGUCCACCAGCAACACAGCAGAGGCAGGGGACACUCACUGGACUGAUGAAGAGUGUGCCCAACAGCUGCCACUCACAGAAAUCAGAUCAGAGCUACCUAAAAUUGGACGACUUGGGCGAUUGAGAAAAAGAUUAAGAAGUUUUGGAAGAAAGUUUUGCUCAUGCUUUGGCAGUAACAAAAUAGAGAAUGGAGAGGUCUCUGCAUGAAUGGAGACCUAGACGUAGGUCAGUAGAAGAUAGUUGGGCCGAUGAUCCUGACUGCAAGACACUGCGAUCUUUAAGGGUCACUGGAAGACAAUGAGGCCAGUGAGGGUCACUGCAUGACAUUGAGACCGGUGUGGGUCUCCAGAAGAAAAUUGGGCCGCCCUGUAAGACACUGGGGCCACUGAGCCUCAUCUCGAGACAUUGGGGCCAGAGAGGGUCACCAGAAGACACUGGGGUCACCACACAGCACUGGGGCCGGUGAGGGUCACCGGAAGUCAUUGGGGCCAGAGAGGGUCACCGGAAGACACUGGGGCCGGUGAGGGUCACCACACAGCACUGGGGCCGGUGACCCUCACCGUGAAACACUAGGGCUGGUGAGGUCUCCACAGAGCACUGGGGCCGGUGAAGGUAACCUCAAGACACUAGGGCAGGUGAGGGUCACCGGAAGACAUUGUGGCCGGUGAGGGCCACCACACAGCACUGGGGAUGGUGAAGUUAACUGCAAGACACAAGGUCUGGUGAGAGUCACUGGAAGACAACUGUGUCAUAAAACAGAGCAUCAGUACAGGGUGUCGUAAGGACAAUGUACAACACUUGAAAUGCAACACAUAACAAUGGUGAUGGACGACAGCAGGUGUGAUUAUGAAGAUACAGACAAGACAGAUGCUGAUGUUGACUCUGAAGCUGAUUCAAUUAAAGCUUGUCAUUUUCAGUCAA
Messenger RNA from Ctenopharyngodon idella (grass carp), 1887 nucleotides. RefSeq names its product protein FAM13A-like. The record is from RefSeq and is a predicted model, not a curated record. The coding region runs from base 328 to 1173 and encodes 281 amino acids. Gene Ontology annotation, biological process: signal transduction. The transcript is spliced from 8 exons. NCBI's taxonomy places the organism in Eukaryota, Metazoa, Chordata, Actinopteri, Cypriniformes, Xenocyprididae.